CUAAAUAAAGAGAGCUAUUCUUUAUAUUUGAGUUAUAUAUAUUUUGAUUCUAGAACUCUUCCACCUCCGUCAUACAGCCUAAUCAGAUGGACUCGCCCACACAUGAUUCUUCCUCCUUGGGACGUCACUCUCGUAACUCAUGGGCGAGUAGAUUCUCCGGGUUGUUCCGAUCAUCGUCUUCAGGUAGAAAAAGCGUCAGGAAAUGCAUGUCUAACGAGAAAGAAUGUAAGGUUAUUAUACUUGAAGAAGGCCGCUCGUACGAUGAAAUGGACGACGUGACGUCUAUAAGAAAUUGUCAAGCACUACUUGCUGUUUUCGCUUUGGUGGUUCUCUUCACCUUCUUAUGCUUCAUCUCAUGGGGAGCUAGUAUACCUUACAAGGCUCAAAUCUCUGUAAAGACGUUCGAACUACACAACUUUUAUGUUGGUGACGGAUCAGAUUUCAGUGGAGUACGUACCGCAAUGCUUACUAUAAAUGGAACACUAAGACUUAGUAUUUACAAUCCUGCUCCAGUAUUUGGUGUUCAUGUCAGUUCCACUCCAAUCAAUCUCUUCUUCUAUGAACUCCCUAUUGCCACUGGUCAGUUGGAAGAACAUCAUCAACGUAAGAAGAGCAGAAUAAUGGAAUCAGUGGUUAUAGAAGGGAGAAGAGUUCCAUUAUAUGGCGCCGGAGCAAGCCUAGAGGCAACGGAGAGAGGUGGAAAGAUUCCGGUGAAGCUGAAGUUUGAAGUUCGGUCUAGAAGUAAUGUGGUUGGCAAACUGGUCAGGAUUUGGCACACGAAGCGAAUCUCAUGCACAUUUGUCAUCGAUGUUGCUAUUAAUAAGCCCAUACCGUUCAAUGAGCGUUCUUGCCGCUAUACAUAA
Molecule: messenger RNA, 863 nt
Organism: Camelina sativa (false flax)
Lineage: Eukaryota; Viridiplantae; Streptophyta; Magnoliopsida; Brassicales; Brassicaceae
Source: RefSeq, a predicted model, not a curated record